AUGGUUUCAGAAUCCACGCAAGAGUUUUUGAAAUGGUUUCGAGACUCUGGUGCAACUCUUCAUCCAGCAGUUGGGAUCAAAGAUUUUGAAGGCGUGGGCCGAGGAGCAGUGGCCCUCCACGAUAUUCAGAAAGACACGGUGCUUUUCACGGUUCCAAGGAGCAUCCUCCUCUCCACUCGAACGGCACCUUUGCGAGACAUCUUGGGCGACGAAGAUUGGUCGACUCUCAAAGGAUGGGAGGGACUUAUCCUCUCCAUGAUGUACGAAGAUUCAAGGGUCAAAGAUAGCCCAUGGUCAGGAUACCUACAAGAUCUCCCAACAAAAUUUGAUACCUUGAUGUUCUGGACUGAUGAAGAGCUUGAACAACUCCAAGCUAACAAGAUUGGCAAGGCUGCCACAGAAAAGGAUUUUCACGAGCGAGUGCUCCCACUCCUGCAAAGACGGACUGACGUCUUCGAACCCGCGCUAAGAGAUACAUUUUUCACCCUCGAACGUUUUCACAUCAAUGGCAGUCGCAUUCUCUCUCGUAGUUUCCACGUAGAAGAGUGGCAUGAUGAGCAUGCAUCUGAUGAUGAAUCCAUCCCAAGUGAACCCGACCACAAGCCGGUCGAAAUGAGCAGGGAUCCCGAUGCAAUGGACACAGAUGAAGGGCGUCCAGAAGGAGGUGAAGAUGACGAUGCAGAGAGCGACACCGAGUCUCCAGACGAUGUCAAUAUGGUUCCUAUGGCCGACAUACUAAACGCUAGAUAUGGCUGCCAUAACGCUAAAUUAUUCUACGAAAAGGAUCACCUCAAUAUGAUCGCAACCAAGGAUAUCCCUGCUGGGGAACAGAUCUGGAACACGUACGGUGACCCCCCCAAUGCCGACCUAUUACGUCAAUAUGGUCAUAUUGACAGGAUACCAAUCUUGAAUCCCGAGGUCGGAGUAUAUCCGUUUGAGAAUCCCGCAGACGAAGUCGAGAUACGAGCAGAUCUCGUUUUUGAUGUUUGUACUCCACAUCUACACGGGAAGGAACGCACGAGAAGGAUAGAUGACUGGCUGACGCUGGGAGGAGAAGACACCUUUGUGAUUGACAAUGAUGACCCUCUCUGCAAGCCGUUGCUUGGCAUUAUCAAAUUCCUUGGAAUGUCCGAACAGGAAGUCGACGACACACUGCAAAAGGACAAGCUCCCGAAGGGUAAGCCGACCGGAGAGCUACUCGAGGGCGCCCUUCAGGUGUAUAAACAAAGGUUGAAUCAAUAUGGGACAGCAUUAGAGGCAGAUGAGCAGAUGUUGAUUGAUCUCCAAGACAAGUAUAGUCGGCUGCACAACGCAGUCUUUUCACUUCCGAGUAAUUCAAAAGAUGGACCAGCACCCAAACGAAGGAAGACGGCUGGGUCUACAUCUCUAAGUAGAGCAGGUCAACUCGCAUACGCGUCAAGUAAUAAAAACCUACACUCUAUGAGCACGUCGGUCCAACCAGAAACUCACUCGCACUCAAAGCCGACGAUUGUUGGCGACCCCGACUCGAAAGAGAAUCUCGUGGCGAUGAUCCUGCGUCCAAGCUCAGGCAAAGAGCGCGCAAAGCCUACCAAGUUUAUUGCAAUGGAUUGCGAGAUGGUCGGUGUAGGUCCGUUUGGAGUAGAGAGUGCCCUCGCGCGAGUCACAGUCGUUAAUUAUGUUGGGGAUGUUGUGCUCGACGAAUUCGUUCUCCCGCAGGAAGCUGUCACGGACUGGAGAACCGCGGUCAGUGGGGUGCGAAAAGAGGACAUGGUCAACGCAAAGUCGUUUGGCGAGGUUCAGGCUAUGGUCUCUGAGCUACUCAAUGACCGAUACCUAGUGGGUCAUGCACUACAUAACGAUCUAUCCGCGCUCCUACUCAGUCAUCCAUGGACAAAGACACGGGACACACAAAAUUUCAAGGUCUUCAAGACUCUUUCCAAGUCGAGCAGGCCUGCCCUACGGAAGCUUGUCAAGGCUGUCUUUGACAUAAACAUUCAAGAGGGAGAGCACAGUAGUAUCAUUGAUGCCCGUGCCCCCAUGGCGCUCUACAGAAUGUACAGGAAGCAAUGGGAAAGCCCCGGCACACUUAAGGAGCCUAUAAAAGUCACAGUCGAUCCUCCAAUGUCUCUGGGCUCUGUGGUCAAUCAGCCGGUCAGCAGCACCGUGGAGGUUCGCUCGUUCCCGACGCCAGAUGAAGAUGGACAGCCAGAAGAGGGAGAUUCGGACAUUAGCAUCAAUAUUACCAAGAAGCCGAAAGCACCAGAUCUACAUAAGGCAUCAACCCCAAAAGGGGCCCUAUCCACGGCAGGGCCUGCCAAGAAGAAGAAGAAACAAGGUAUAAGCAGUGGCAUUUCCGUAGUGGUCACACGCAACGAGCGGACACAGAUUCAAGGCAGGACAAGGAACGCUUCUUCAAAUGCCAGGGGUGGGAAGCAGUCAAGUGGUGGCGGCGGAGCAUGGUGGAAAACCCUCAAAGGUGAUUAG
This is a messenger RNA of Serendipita indica DSM 11827, 2466 nucleotides long. NCBI's taxonomy places the organism in Eukaryota, Fungi, Basidiomycota, Agaricomycetes, Sebacinales, Serendipitaceae. The record is from the annotation of a GenBank genome assembly.